This is a messenger RNA of Klebsormidium nitens, 2846 nucleotides long. The record is from the annotation of a GenBank genome assembly. Lineage: Eukaryota; Viridiplantae; Streptophyta; Klebsormidiophyceae; Klebsormidiales; Klebsormidiaceae.
CUUCCGCUGCCAUGGCCUCGGCGCAGGCCCGGCGGCGUUGCCUGGCGCUGGUGGCACAUGUUUGGGGACGGCCAGGGGCCGUUGCCGAGGCGGGGCGACUCAGCCACGGCGCACGGCAAUCGCACAAAGCCCUGAGCGGUUCAUUGCGCCGGGACCCUUUUACGGAUGGGCUCGGUCAGUUUCAUACGAGGGGCUUCGCGAGCGUUUCGGCGCAACCCACCGGGGAGCCAGAGGCGGCUGAGACCCCGGUGGGGCGACAGUACCCAGCCGUUGGGCAGUCGUUCAAAGAGACGGCGCCAAUCGAGGGCGGCAGUCUCACUUUGGAGACGGGCAAGCUGGCGCGCUUGGCGGACGCAGCGGUGGUGGUUGGUUUCAAUGAAACUAAAGUGCUGUGCACAGCGAUUGCAAGCAGACGCAUGGAUUCUGCCCAGUCGUUUCUUCCGCUCACGGUUGACUACCGGGAGAAGGACUACGCCCAAGGCAAGAUUCCGGGGGGCUAUUUCCGCAGGGAGGGUGCCCCCCAGACGCGGGAGCUCCUGUGCAGCCGGCUGAUCGACCGGGCGAUGCGGCCGCUCUUCCCUGAGGGCUUCUACUGCGAAACGCAGCUGCUGGCCAACGUGCUCAGUUUGGACGGCUCCCAAGAUCCGGACGUCCUCGCGAUCAACGGCGCGUCCGCCGCUCUCACCAUUUCGGACAUCCCCUGGAACGGGCCCGUCGGGGCGGUCCGAAUCGCGCGCAUCAACGGCCGGUUAGUGGUUAACCCGGGGUUAGAGGACUGGGGCAAAACGGAUCUGAGCUUGGUUUAUGCGGGCACAGAGCGGGAUUGCGUGAUGAUGGACGUGCAAGCGAAGGAGAUCAGCAACGAAGACUUGGCGCAGGCGCUGCGGCUCGCGCAUCAGGAGGCCCAAAAGGUUCUGGACGUACAGCGUCGACUGGCGCAGCAGGUAAACCACGCGAAGCGGGAGCGCAUGCUGGAAGAGAUCUCGGAGGAACUGGUGGAGCGGAUACGAGAAGCGGCGGGCGCCAAGAUCUCCGCGAUCAUGGAGGACCCGUCGUAUGGAAAGCAAGAGCGGGGCAAGGCCCUGGCGGAGGUGGAGCAGGAGGUGAGGGCGCAGUUUGAGGAGGCGGGCGAUGCGGACGCCGUCCAGAAGCUGCCCCUCGCGUUCGACGAGCUCAAGUGGCGGAUCAUCCGGCGCAACAUCAUCGACCGGGGGGUCCGCCCCGACCACCGUCCCCUCGACCAAGUCCGCCCCAUUCACUGCGAGGCCGACUUUCUCCCGGCCCUGCACGGGUCAUCCCUCUUCUCCCGGGGUAACACUCAGGUGGUUUGCACCGUAACCCUGGGUUCCGUACUAGACGCGCAGAAGCUAGACACGAUGGGCGGCCCGGAUUCCAAGCGGUUCAUGCUGCACUACUCGUUCCCCCCGUAUGCGACGAAUGAGGUGAAGCGAGUUGGGGCGGUCAACCGACGGGAGGUGGGGCACGGCAUGCUCGCGGAGAAGGCGCUCGCGGCCGUGAUGCCGGACGAUGACGCCUUCCCGUUCACCGUCCGGGUGACGUCCGAAUGCACAGCCUCCGACGGGUCGUCCUCCAUGGCCACCGUCUGCGGAGGCAGCCUUGCGCUGAUGGACGCGGGCGUGCCCAUCACCAAACACGUGGCGGGCGUGUCCGUCGGACUGUUCACGGACACCGAUGCCGACAACACCGUCCGAAAUUACAAGCUGGUCACGGACAUCGUGGGGUUAGAGGACCAUUUGGGCGACAUGGAUUUCAAGGUGGCGGGAACUAGGGACGGCGUGACGGCGAUCCAGCUGGACAUGAAGCUGCCGGGGAUCCCCCUGGAGAUCCUGGUGGAGGGGCUGGAUGCGGCGCAGGAUGCGCGACGCAAGGUUAUCACCUUGAUGGAGCAGGAGAUUGCGAAGCCGCGUGAGGUGCCCAAGGACUCGCACCCGCGCCUUGCGACGCUCCCGGUGGACCGGGCAUCGCUCGGGAAAGUGAUCGGGCCGCUCGGUGCGACCAUCAAAGGCAUCCAGGCAGAGAGCGGGGCGCGCUUGAAGGUCGAGGACGGCGGGGUGCAGAUCUUCGCCAAAGACACGGCCAGCUUCAACCUGGCGCGGCAUCUGAUUGAGAUGGCGGUCGGGAAGGACGUGGAGAUCGGCAAGGUGUACGACGGCGUCGUGACGAGCGUGCGCGACUACGGCGCGUUGGUGGAGCUGGACGGGACGGGGGGGCAGGAGGGCCUGCUGCACAUCUCGGAGAUCUCAGAAAACAAGAUCAAGCGAGUCGAGGACGUGAUGCGCGAGGGCGACCGCGUGCGCGUCCUGUGCACGGGGCGCAACAUUCGUGGCGACACCCGGUUGUCCAUAAAGGCCCUCAACCGGGCGGAUUCCGCAGGCAGCAGCGACUCGGAAGACUAUUCCCCGGGCAGUGACUCCGAUGCAAGCUCGUCUUACCGUAGUUCAAGUUUUCGGGGGGACGGUCCAUCCGGCGCUGAAAGGGGCGAGGGAGGGACCCCCCGGCGAGAGCCGACUCGGAGGAUAACCGAAGAUAACGUGGAGCUCGGGAAGACGUACCGGGCGAAGGUCGUGUCGGUGCGGGACUACGGCGCGUUUUUGGAACUAGAGACGGGAGAGCAGGGGCUGCUACACGUGUCGCAGAUUUCGCACGGAUUCAUUACCUCGAUCAAGGAUCACGUAACGCUAGACCAAGAAUUAGAAGUCGUUGUAGUGAAAGAGCCGAGAGAUGGAAAUGGGGUGACCUUUUCGCGGCUUCCCUUACUUCGGAAACCCCCAAAACGGACAACGAACUCUCCCAUUGUCAUUCCUGGAAGGAGGAACGAGUCCUGA